Messenger RNA from Oreochromis niloticus (Nile tilapia), 4748 nucleotides. It is a transcript of the gene aldh1l2, whose product is annotated as aldehyde dehydrogenase 1 family, member L2. Gene Ontology annotation, biological process: one-carbon metabolic process; biosynthetic process; 10-formyltetrahydrofolate catabolic process. The transcript has 23 exons. Gene Ontology annotation, molecular function: formyltetrahydrofolate dehydrogenase activity; oxidoreductase activity, acting on the aldehyde or oxo group of donors, NAD or NADP as acceptor. The coding region runs from base 250 to 3021 and encodes 923 amino acids. Gene Ontology annotation, cellular component: cytoplasm. The record is from RefSeq and is a predicted model, not a curated record. Lineage: Eukaryota; Metazoa; Chordata; Actinopteri; Cichliformes; Cichlidae.
AGUAGGACGUACCGUGUCUGCUGCCGUCGACUAUAAGCUGGCUGUGACGAGCCCAUACCACGGUCCGCCGUGUCCGACUCACACGGACAGACACAGCAUAAGGGGCAGUGUGUGAAGACAGGAGCGCGCCUACCUCAGCUGGGGGUUCUGACACAUCCUGCAGCGUCUCGGUUUAUUGUCAUUUCUAUUGCAUUGAACACACACGCACGCAUAUAUAUUAAAAACAAACAAACAAAAAACAGCGUCAUUAUGUUGUGGACGGCGAGUCAAGUCUUGAGGAAAUUCUCCACUUCAUCCCAUCAUUACCAGAACAAGUUAAAGCUAGCAAUUAUUGGCCAGAGCCUGUUUGGUCAGGAGGUCUACAGCAAUCUGAGGAAGCAGGGGCACAAGGUGGUGGGUGUGUUCACGGUCCCUGACAAGGAUGGCAAGGCUGACCCCCUGGCGGUGGCGGCAGAAAAAGAGGGGACACCUGUGUUCAAAUUCCCACGGUGGCGGGUUAAGGGGAAUCCCAUCCCAGAAGUGGUGGAUGCCUACAAGGCGGUGGGUGCUGAGCUCAAUGUCAUGCCCUUCUGCUCACAGUUCAUCCCCAUGAACGUCAUCGACCACCCAAAGCAUGGCUCCAUCAUCUACCACCCCUCCAUCCUGCCCCUGCACAGAGGAGCCUCAGCAAUCAAUUGGACUCUGAUCCAUGGAGAUAAGAAAGCCGGCUUCACUGUGUUCUGGGCUGACGAUGGACUGGAUACCGGACCCAUCCUGCUGCAGCGAGAGUGUGAUGUCGAGCCCAAUGACACUGUGGACACACUGUACAACCGCUUCCUGUUCCCCGAGGGCAUCAAGGCUAUGGUGGAGUCUGUGCAGCUCAUUGCUGAUGGAAAAGCCCCUCGGAUUCCUCAGCCAGAGGAAGGAGCGAGCUAUGAAGGCAUUCAGAAGAAAUCCAACGCCAAGGUGAAUCUGGCACAGCCAGCCGAGGCGAUCCACAACUGGAUCCGUGGCCACGACAAAGUCCCCGGUGCUUGGACUGUCAUUGAUGGCCAGUCUGUGACCCUUUAUGGCUCCUCCAUGUUGGGGGGUUCAGUACCAGAGGGCCAGCCGCUGGACAUCGAGGGGGCUUCUCAGGCUGCUCGAGUCACCAAAAACGGGCUCAUCCUGUAUGGAACUGACGGCAAAGCUCUCCUAGUGAAGAACCUGCAGUUUGAAGAUGGGAAAAUGAUUCCUGCUUCCAAAUAUUUCUCUUCCGGAGAAAGCGCCAGUGUGGAGCUGACCGAUGACGAGAAGACAAUGGCAGAGGAGAUCAGGAACAUCUGGAAGGGCAUCCUCAGCAACGUGCCAGCCAUUGAGGACACCACAGACUUCUUCAAGUCCGGCGCCGCCUCCAUGGAUGUGGUCAGACUGGUUGAGGAGGUGAAGCAGAAGUGUGCUGGCGUCCAGCUACAGAACGAGGAUGUGUACAUGGCCACCACAUUCCAGGACUUCAUCCAGAUGUUUGUCCGCAAGCUACGAGGAGAGGACCAGGAGGAGGAGCUCGUCGUUGAUUAUGCAACCAAAGACAUAAACAACAUGACAGUGAAAAUGCCAUAUCAGUGUUUUAUCAACGGCAAGUUUGAGGAUUCAGAAAAUGGAAAAACCUAUGACAGCAUCAGCCCCAGUGAUGGAUCUGUGAUCUGUAAGGUGUCUUAUGCCUCAGUGGGUGAUGUGGACAGAGCUGUGGCUGCUGCCAAAGAAGCUUAUGAGAAUGGGCCCUGGGGCAAGAUGAACCCCAGAGACAGAGGAAGUCUUCUUUACAGGCUUGCAGACCUGAUGGAGGAACAUCAGGAGGAGCUGGCCACCAUCGAGUCCAUCGACUCAGGAGCCGUGUACACGCUGGCCCUCAAGACGCAUGUCGGCAUGUCCAUCCAAACCUUCCGUUACUUUGCUGGGUGGUGUGACAAGAUCCAGGGUAAGACGAUUCCCAUCAACCAAGCCCGGCCCAACCGCAACCUGACCUUCACUAAGAAAGAGCCUCUGGGUGUGUGUGCCAUAGUCAUCCCGUGGAACUACCCUCUCAUGAUGCUGGCGUGGAAGAGUGCAGCCUGCCUGGCAGCUGGAAACACGCUGGUUCUUAAACCUGCACAGGUCACUCCACUGACGGCACUAAAGUUUGCUGAGCUUUCAGUAAAGGCAGGCAUCCCAAAAGGAGUCAUCAAUAUUUUACCAGGCUCUGGUGGCAUGGUUGGACAGCGUCUGUCCGAGCACCCAGACAUUCGCAAGCUGGGCUUCACCGGCUCUACCCCUAUCGGCAAACAGAUCAUGAAGAGCUGUGCAGUCAGUAAUCUGAAGAAAGUUUCUCUGGAGCUCGGGGGGAAGUCCCCCCUCCUCAUCUUCAGUGACUGUGACAUGGAUAAGGCUGUUCGCAUGGGCAUGAGCUCGGUGUAUUUCAACAAGGGUGAGAACUGCAUCGCUGCCGGCCGUCUCUUUGUGGAGGAGUCCAUACACGACGAGUUCAUCCACCGAGUGGUGGAAGAGAUCAAGAAGAUGAAGAUCGGAGACCCCCUGGAUCGCUCCACAGACCACGGCCCACAGAACCACAAAGCCCACUUGGACAAGCUGCUGGAGUACUGUGAGAUCGGGGUGAAGGAGGGAGCCACACUGGUGUACGGAGGCAAACGGGUUGACAGGCCAGGUUUCUUUAUGGAGCCCACCGUGUUCACUGAUGUGGAGGACCACAUGUUCAUCGCCAAAGAAGAGUCCUUUGGUCCCGUCAUGGUGGUGUCCAAAUUUAAAGAUGGAGAUGUGGACGGCGUGCUGCAGAGAGCCAAUGACACGGAGUACGGCCUGGCUUCAGGCGUGUUCACCCGUGACAUUAACAAGGCCAUGUAUGUGAGCGAGCGGCUGGAGGCUGGAACCGUGUUUGUGAACACCUACAACAAGACUGAUGUUGCCUCACCUUUUGGGGGUUUCAAACAGUCAGGCUUUGGCAAAGACCUCGGUGAGGAUGCUCUCAUGGAGUAUCUCAAGACCAAAGCAGUGACCGUGGAAUACUGAGGCUCACAAUCUCCCAAUGAACUCCGAACAAGAACAGGAACUCCACAGUCUGAGUGACUCAGACUUCCAGCUCCAGACAGUGUGUGUGUGUGUGUGUGUGUGUGCGAAUGGUUCAGAGCAUGUGUACUGUAUGAGUGAUGGGGGAAAGCUUGGUUGACCCUGAGGUGGACAACAUGCCUUCUUUGUUUUCAGGUUUUCUGUGUGAAAUCCCUGAGGAGCCGAGCUGCUCCUGGCUGUAAUUUUUAAGAUGUAAAAAUAAUUAGCACAGCAAAAAACUAAACUCUAUUACUAUCAGUUAUCUUCACUGAUUCUGUCCAAACGUCAUGCUGCCUUCUUCAUCCCUUUAAGACCUUUUUACAAUAUUUUUUUCUACCUUGCUCUCGUUUUUAAUUCUUGGAUCACCUGAUCAGUAUAUGAAUGCCAUUAGGGUGCAGUGUGUGUUGGAUGCUUUUUGGCUCACAUGUUUACUCACCCACAAAUACUGCCAGCUUUGUGUAGGUUGCAAACAAAAUAGCAAUAUUAAACAUCUGUACUGGUCAGAAAAAUGGGAAUGUUUGAGUCUAGAAAGCAGCAUUAAAAUAGCUGGCUUUACAACUUUUCAGGAAGCUUCCUGAUCAGCCGUGCUCAGCACACAGUUCUGGAAUAAGGCUAGGAAAAUGGAAAACACGUAAACGGUGUGAGAAGCAGGAUACAGUGAGGCCAGCAGUCAGGAUAUCGCUGUUUGGAUACACUUCGAUCUCUUUGGCUGAAAAUGUAAACUUUUCUGCAUUUCUGAUCAGACCCAGAGGUCUUUGAUGCAGUCGUAACCUCCCUGUGCUGUGAUAACACCCGGACACAUUUAAGCACAACUACAUUCAGACAAGAAAUACUAUUUUGAGCAGUUAAAUGACUUUUUAAACACUUGGUUAAAAACAAACUGUUGGUUGCAGCAAAAGAUGGUUUAUUCUUAAUGACUGACUUGAAUGUUAAUGAUGAAAAAAAACAAUGUAUAGAUUGAUUUUAAGCUUUCAAACUUUAGUUAGAACACACUACAUAGAAGCUCUUUCAGAGACUGGAGGGUGGUGUGUAAUCCAGUGCAGUUACCAGUUAGUCACAUUUUAAAUUCCUUUUAGGUUUUCCUCGUGUUUCUGCUCAUUUUCUGUGGUUCACUGCAUCACAUCAAGAAAUCCUGAUUUCCUGAAAUGGUUGCUUAGCAGCUGAAUAUAAAGGUCAAAGUAUCAAUGUGAGAUAUUUCUAAGCUGUGAUGAACCGCCUCGAGCUGGGCGCUGCAUUAGAACUGAGCUAAGCCAGUAUUUAAUGUCACUAUUUAGCUUCACCACACAAACACUCUGUUUACAUCGCGUCUGUUCAGACAUCCUGACACAUCCACUCUGUGUCGAAACGUGACUUUCUUUGUAAAUAUUUGUUUAAACAAAACAGGUUAAAAAGACUUUCAUACAUUUUUGACCUUGUAUUUGUGAACUCGAGCAGGACUAUGUAGUGUAACACUAUGUUGUAUUCAUUAAAGCACACCAGCUAGAUGUUUUAUACGUCACUCAUGUGACAAAGUUGUAAACUUAAUUUUCUAAUUAUCCCACAUUGUCAGUGAAGGCAGCGAGGGCUACAAUGCAAAUAUUUUCUCAGUCUUUAAGAGAGCGAUCGUGUCAAUAAACAGUAUGGCUUCAGAAAGCUUGGUGUUCAUUUUACUUUGUGAUGCUGACGUUAAUUAAACGUGCUGCGUACCAACA